Molecule: messenger RNA, 6206 nt
Organism: Podarcis raffonei (Aeolian wall lizard)
Lineage: Eukaryota; Metazoa; Chordata; Lepidosauria; Squamata; Lacertidae
Gene: RASGRF1
Product: Ras protein specific guanine nucleotide releasing factor 1
Exons: 27
Coding region: 1012-4773 (1253 amino acids)
Biological process (GO): Ras protein signal transduction; positive regulation of GTPase activity
Cellular component (GO): plasma membrane
Molecular function (GO): protein binding; guanyl-nucleotide exchange factor activity
Source: RefSeq, a predicted model, not a curated record
UGGAUCAUAAGGAGUAAGAUAUCACUAAACCGCGUCCUGUUUGGAGCAGGACUCUGGCAGGCAGGUGUUUCUGGCUCCGGCAAAGGUGCCCUUCCUUCCUACCCCGACACAUUCCCUGGAACAUGUAGGCGCCAGAGGGAGGCUAAAAAUAAAAACGGGCCAAGUCCCGCUGCCGCAUUCCUGCUGGCGGAGAGGCUGACAUGGUGAUGCUCGCAGCGACGGUUUCCAACACAGCCAGCAGCAGCGGCAUCUGCCGCCAGCCUCAGCACCAAGAGGGUCUCCGGCUUCUCCUCUGGCAUGCCGGGGUGUGGGACCUGAUCCGAGAGGUAGCGAUCGCCCCUGCCUUCCUGCGUGCCCUCCUCCCCAGUCCCGUGCCUCGCUCUGGAGGGGCGCACGCAGGUUUCGUCAUGACGCCCGGUGCUGCGAGCAGCAGGGGUCCAUUGCUCUCUUCUCGGGCCGUGGGGAGGCGAUUGCGCCCAGUGCCAAAAAUGCCCUGACCCCACCAGGCGGCGGAGAGGAGCCUGGGUCGUUUGGGAAGGAAGCUGGCACGGCGCCCAUUGGCAUCGCCGUGGCACCGCGGCUCGCUUGCUGCCGCUCCUGCCAACUCCCGCAAGGCCGCCAGGCGGGUCUUCGUGUGUCCCUGUCCGGGGUUCUGAUCUCAGCCUUCGAGCGGCGCUGCCGCAGUUGCCGCUGUCCGCGGUGCUGAUCUUUGCUUGCGAGCGGCGCUGCCGCAGUCGCCGCUGUCCGCGGCGCAGAUCGCUGUCCGCCGCGCGGCGGGAGGCUCUGGGCGCCGCUGUCCGCGGUGCUCAUCACAUGACCAGCCCGUGAGGCGAGCGCGGAGCUGGCGGCGGCGAGCCGAGCCGAGCCGGGCGAUGAGGAGGCGCUGCCCGGGCUGAGCAUUGCUGCUGCUUCUGGGGGCAUGUGAGAGGCGGCUGGGCGCUUCGGGCGCCGAGCUGCUGGGGCUCUGCGAAGCGGGAUGCAGAUGCGGCUGUGAGCGCCGCCGGCCCCGCCAUGCAGAAGGCGAUGCGGCUGAACGACGGGCACGCCGUCUACCUGGGGCUGCUGGCUAAGAAGGACGGCGCCCGGCGCGGCUACCUGAGCAAGCGGAGCUCGGACAAUACCAAAUGGCACCCCAAGUGGUUCGCCCUCCUGCAGAACAUGCUCUUCUACUUCGAGAGCGACUCCAGCUCCAGGCCGGCUGGCCUCUACCUGCUGGAGGGCUGCGUCUGCGACCGGGCGCCCUCGCCCAAGCCCAAGGACCCCCUCGAGAAACAGCAUUAUUUCACUGUUAACUUCAACCAUGAAAACCAGAAAACCCUGGAGCUGAGGACAGAAGAUGCUAAAGACUGUGAUGAAUGGGUAGCAGCCAUUAGCCAUGCCAGUUAUAGGACUCUUGCUACAGAGCAUGAAGCUUUAAUGCAGAAGUACCUCCAUUUACUUCAGAUUGUGGAAACGGAGAAAACAGUUGCCAAGCAACUCAGGCAACAAAUUGAAGAUGGAGAAAUAGAGACUGAGCGCCUGAAAUCUGAGAUUGCAGCCUUACUCAAAGACAAUGAGCGCAUCCAGUCCAAUCAGACCAAUGCACCCAACGACGAUGACAGUGACAUCAAGAAGAUCAAGAAGGUCCAGAGCUUUUUACGAGGCUGGUUGUGCAGGAGGAAAUGGAAGACCAUCAUCCAAGACUACAUCCGCUCACCUCAUGCGGACAGCAUGCGGAAGAGGAACCAGGUGGUCUUCAGCAUGCUGGAAGCUGAGGCAGAGUAUGUUCAGCAGCUGCACAUCCUGGUCAACAACUUCCUGCGCCCACUGAGGAUGGCUGCCAGCUCCAAGAAGCCCCCUAUCACCCACGACGAUGUCAGCAGCAUCUUCUUGAACAGUGAGACGAUCAUGUUUUUACACCAGAUCUUUUACCAGGGCCUGAAAGCACGCAUCUCCAGCUGGCCAACCUUGGUGCUAGCUGACCUCUUUGACAUUCUGUUGCCGAUGCUCAACAUCUACCAGGAGUUUGUCCGGAACCACCAGUACAGCCUGCAGAUCCUGGCUCACUGCAAGCAGAACAGGGAUUUCGACAAGCUGCUGAAGCACUAUGAGGCCAAGCCGGACUGCGAGGAGCGGACGCUGGAAACUUUCCUGACAUACCCCAUGUUCCAGAUCCCCAGGUACAUCUUGACGCUGCACGAGCUCCUGGCUCACACGCCCCAUGAGCAUGUGGAGAGGAACAGCCUGGACUACGCCAAGUCCAAGUUGGAGGAGCUCUCCAGGAUAAUGCAUGACGAAGUGAGCGAGACAGAAAACAUUCGGAAGAACUUGGCAAUCGAAAGGAUGAUAAUCGAGGGGUGUGAAAUCUUGCUGGACACCAGCCAGACAUUUGUCAGACAAGGUUCCCUCAUCCAAGUGCCAAUGUCCGAGAAGGGGAAGAUCACGCGGGGUCGCCUGGGCUCCCUUUCCCUGAGGAAGGAGGGUGAGAGGCAGUGCUUCCUCUUCUCCAAGCACUUGAUCAUUUGCACCAGAGGCUCAGGUGGGAAGCUGCACUUGACCAAGAAUGGCGUGAUCUCCCUCAUUGACUGCACCCUGGUGGAAGACACAGAGAGCACCGAUGAGGACACAAAAGGAUCCGGGCAAGAUAUAGACCAUCUUGACUUCAAGAUUGUGGUGGAGCCAAAAGACAGCCCAUCCUACACAGUUAUCCUUGUGGCCUCAUCCAGGCAGGAAAAGGCAGCCUGGACCAGUGACAUCAGCCAGUGCGUGGAUAACAUCCGCUGCAAUGGCCUCAUGAUGAAUGCCUUUGAGGAGAACUCAAAAGUCACCGUCCCCCAGAUGAUCAAGUCUGACACCAGCUUGUACUGUGACGAUGUUGACAUCCGAUUCAGCAAAACAAUGAACUCCUGCAAAGUCCUCCAGAUCCGCUAUGCCAGUGUGGAGCGGCUCCUGGAGAGGCUGACAGACUUGAGGUUCCUCAGCAUCGACUUCCUCAACACCUUCCUGCACUCUUACCGGGUCUUCACCACGGCUAUGAUUGUCUUGGACAAGCUGAUCACUAUCUACAAGAAGCCCAUUAGUGCAAUUCCUGCAAGGUCUCUGGAGCUCCUAUUCGCCAGUAGCCAGAACACCAAGCUCCUUUAUGGGGAGCCUCCCAAGUCUCCACGAGCCAACCGGAAGUUCUCCUCCCCACCACCCCUCUCCAUCACCAAGUCCUCUUCCCCAAGCCGGAGGAGGAAGCUGUCCUUGAACAUCCCCAUCAUCACAGGUGGGAAGGCCCUGGACCUGGCUGCCUUGAGCUGCUCCUCCAAUGGCUACGCCAGCAUGUACUCCUCCAUGUCACCCUUCAGCAAGACCACUCUGGACAUCAACAAGCUCUACGUCUCUGCCAGCAACUACUCCAACAAGAUCUCCGAUGAGGGGGAGGCGGGCACAGAGAAGCCGGAGGAGACCCUUCUGAACAAGCAAAGCCCAGAGACGUCUGUCCGAGAAGAGGCUGACAUGGAUCCCAACCAGAGUGAUGAGGCAGAAACGGAGACCUCGCCAACCAAAUCGCCCACGACCCCAAAACUGGUCAAAGGCAAAAACUCCUCAGAAUUCCCUUUGUUCUCCUAUAACAAUGGGGUCGUGAUGACAUCCUGCCGGGAGCUAGACAACACUCGCAGUGCCCUCUCGGCUGCUUCAGCUUUUGCCAUCGCAACCGCAGGUGCCAAUGAGGGCACGCCAACCAAAGAGAAGUACAGGAGGAUGUCCCUUGCCAGUGCAGGCUUCCCCCCUGACCAAAGGAAUGGCGACAAGGAGUUUGUGAUCAGGAGGGCAGCGACCAACCGGGUCCUCAAUGUCUUGAGACACUGGGUCUCCAAGCACUCCCAGGAUUUUGAAACAAACGAUGAACUGAAGUGCAAAGUGAUCAGCUUUCUGGAGGAAGUCAUCCAUGACCCAGAACUGCUGACACAAGAGAGGAAGGCAGCAGCCAAUAUCAUCAGGACCUUGACUCAGGAGGACCCUGGAGACAAUCAGAUUACACUGGAAGAGAUCCUGCAAAUGGCUGCGGGAGUCAAGGCGGAGCCCUUUGAAAACCACUCUGCUUUGGAAAUUGCUGAGCAGAUGACUUUGCUGGAUCACCUGGUCUUCAAAACCAUUCCAUAUGAAGAGUUCUUUGGGCAAGGCUGGAUGAAGUUGGAGAAGAACGAGAGGACUCCGUACAUCAUGAAGAAUACCAAGCACUUCAAUGAUAUCAGCAACCUGAUCGCCUCCGAGAUCCUCCACAAUGAGGACAUCACCGCCAGGGUGAGCGCCAUCGAAAAGUGGGUGGCCGUGGCCGACAUCUGCCGCUGCUUGCACAACUACAACGCGGUCCUUGAGAUCACCUCGGCCUUCAACCGCAGUGCCAUCUUCCGCUUGAAGAAGACAUGGAUGAAGGUGUCCAAGCAGACGAAAGCUUUGAUCGACAAGCUGCAGCGCCUGGUCUCUUCGGAAGGCCGUUUCAAGAAUCUGAGGGAGGCCCUGAAAAACUGCGAUCCACCCUGCGUCCCAUAUCUAGGGAUGUACCUGACAGACCUGGCCUUCAUUGAGGAGGGCACCCCCAAUUACACUGAAGACGGCCUCGUGAAUUUUUCCAAAAUGAGGAUGAUCUCCCAUAUCAUCCGAGAGAUCAGGCAGUUCCAGCAGACGGCCUACAAAAUUGAGCAUCAGGCAAAGGUCACCCAGUACCUCCUGGACCAGUCCUUUGUGAUGGACGAGGAGGGUCUUUACGAGGCCUCGCUCCAGAUAGAGCCAAAGCUGCCCACCUGAGUCCAGAGUGGCAGCAGCCCCCUGGGGGCCCUUCCCUGUACACCAUGUACCAUAUUGUACAUAGCAGCUGUUUGUUUCUUUUGGGAACCCUCAGUUGACUUCCUCGUAUGUGCUUCUCCAAGACCCCACCACCACCACCACCCCUCUCCUUGUCCUUAGAAUCUGACUAGCCACCGUUUGUCCUGGGGAGUCCGGCAUAGACCACUUUGUUGACUGCAGUCCUGGUUCCUAUUCAGCUAUGUUCUCUUUGUUGUUGAUUCUUUGCGUGCGUGCACUGGGGGCGGGGGGAGGGACGGAGGGGGUGGCAGCCGGGAAAGCCACCCAUGGGGGCAUGUGGGGCAUUGCACAAGGGAGCCCCUCCUUACCUGAGGAACAGCUGCCUGCUUUCCAGGCCUCUGCAAUCUGGGCACGGCCUUCCAUUUUGCCGGGAGGGGGGCUACGGAACACACACACUCACUCCGAGUCAUUUCGGAUGGCAACCGCUAAGUCCCCCAAUACAAGUCAUGUAAUAAGGGAAAGCAAAUUCUUGAGGACGCAUUUCACUGAGCAGCGGCAGGAGCAGAGAGAGCCAAGGGGACUCUGACCUCCUGUUGCCAAGGAGAUAAGAGAGGCUUGAAGGAGAAUCUGACCCGCUGGUGGUCAACUGGGCAAAGCAGGCUUGAUAGUGGAAAGAUGGUGGCUCUCUUCAAUGAGGCCAAGGUGGAGCAGAGUAGGGUUUGGGUGACAGAGUAGGAAGGAGACAGGCAGACAGGUCUCCCCUGGGGAACAGGUACUCUUGGUGCAAGAUGACUCUCUUUGUGGGGUGCUGUCUGUCCCCACAUAAAUGGGUAGGGAAGCAGGGCAGGGAGGAGACAACCACCAUUUGGGUUUCCUGCCUCAGGCACCCAGGUGGCUUGGGCCAGCCACAAGAGGAAGACAGACAGAGACCAACCAUAUCUUUGAAAAUUCCUGCUUCAUCACCCUCCUGAGAGGCUCUGUGUGAAUUUCGCUCCUCCGUCUGUAGACUUUAGUGACUCUUCUUAGUAACAUAAUGUAGAAUUAGAGAGGGGAGGGGAGGGGGGGAGGGGAAUGGCCAAGUGUUUUUAUUACAUAUACUGUAAUCCUGUCUAACCACUUGCUAGCAGGACUACAGUAAUGUACUGCUUAUUCUGUGAAUAUUAUCACGUAUUUUUUACAUUGUACAGGAUAUAAGCCCAGGUGAAUUUUUGAGUGGCAGGCAUGCUCCACAGUAACGGAAAAACCAGAAGAAGAAAAAACAAAACAAAACCUUUUGCUGUAAGCAAUACCCAUUGGUAUGAGAAUUCUCUUUCAAGACCUAAAAUAUUUCAACUUACAGCUUGUUUGUUUGGGAAAAGGAAAAAAAUUCCAUUUUUGUAAAAAUAUAUGUUUCCUGAUUACCUCUUGCUAAUAAAUCUAUUCUAUCUCAGGGUGAA